Messenger RNA from Sphaeroforma arctica JP610, 169 nucleotides. RefSeq lists its product as hypothetical. NCBI's taxonomy places the organism in Eukaryota, Ichthyosporea, Ichthyophonida. The annotation marks the transcript as partial. The record is from RefSeq and is a predicted model, not a curated record. The transcript has 2 exons.
AUGAUUAGUCGUGGCAAAUGGGAGUCAUGUAUCAUUUCUCUGGGCAUCGCCAUACCGUCGGGUGCAGGUGUAGCGUUGUCCAUUCUCGGAAACAACACGCCGUCACUGGUUGGGGUGGCCAUCUCCGCGUCGCUACUUCCACCAGCCGUCAACGCUGGACUACUUUAUG